AUGCUAAAAAUCAUUAUACCUACAGCUAUACUCAUCCCACUCACCUGAUUAUCUAAUAGCAGCACCAUAUGAAUCAACAUUACUAUACAUGGCUUUAUCAUCAGUCUAAUUAGCCUCCCACUCCUCAACCAACCACUCGACACCGGCCUAAACUUUUCCCUUCUAUUUUUCUCAGACCAGCUAUCAACCCCACUACUAAUUCUCACUACCUGACUCUUUCCACUCAUGCUAAUGGCCAGCCAGCAUCAUCUCUCUCAAGAAUCAGUAACUCGGAAAAAGUCUUACGUUACCAUGCUCAUCCUACUCCAACUUUUUCUAAUUAUAACAUUUACCGCCACUGAGCUAAUUCUACUUUAUAUUAUAUUUGAAGCCACACUAAUUCCCACAAUAAUCAUUAUUACCCGAUGAGGGAACCAAUCAGAACGCCUCAACGCAGGCCUUUACUUCCUUUUCUAUACACUGUUAGGAUCCAUUCCACUCUUAGUUACCCUAGUAUAUAUUCAAAACGUCCUAGGUACAUUAAACCUUAUAAUCACCUCUUACUGAAUCCAACACUUGCCCCACUCAUGAUCAACAAGUAUUCUAUGGCUAGCGUGCAUAAUAGCCUUCAUGGUUAAAAUGCCACUGUAUGGUAUCCACCUCUGACUGCCUAAAGCCCACGUUGAAGCUCCCAUUGCAGGCUCAAUAGUUCUAGCCGCCAUCCUACUGAAAUUGGGAGGUUACGGCAUAAUACGUAUCACCACCCUAUUAGACCCCCUAACAAAAUCUAUGGCCUACCCAUUUCUAAUGCUCUCCCUAUGAGGAAUAGUCAUAACUAGCUCAAUUUGUCUACGACAAACCGACCUGAAAUCCCUCAUCGCCUAUUCAUCUGUUAGCCACAUAGCAUUAGUAAUUGUAGCUAUCCUUAUUCAAACCCCAUGAAGCUUCAUGGGAGCUACCGCCCUAAUAAUUGCACACGGACUGACCUCAUCUCUUCUGUUCUGUCUAGCCAACUCGAACUAUGAACGGAUCCACAGCCGAACCAUAAUCCUAGCUCGAGGCCUACAAACCCUCCUCCCCCUAAUAGCAGCAUGAUGGCUACUAGCCUGCCUUACAAAUAUAGCCCUACCACCUUCAAUUAACCUAAUCGGUGAACUAUUCAUUAUUUUGACAUCACUUUCAUGAUCAAACUUCACCAUCAUAUUCACAGGACUUAACAUACUAUUAACAGCCUCAUAUACCCUUUACAUACUUAUCACUACUCAACGGGGAAAAGCCUCACACCACGCCAAAAUCAUUAAACCUUCAUUCACCCGAGAAAAUGCCCUUAUAGCCCUACACGUUAUUCCCCUAUUACUCCUGUCUAUCAACCCCCAACUCAUCUUAGGCCCCACAUUCU
Trichechus manatus latirostris (Florida manatee) is the source of this 1378-nucleotide messenger RNA. The record is from the annotation of a RefSeq genome assembly. Lineage: Eukaryota; Metazoa; Chordata; Mammalia; Sirenia; Trichechidae.